Hypanus sabinus (Atlantic stingray) is the source of this 563-nucleotide messenger RNA. RefSeq names its product histone H4. NCBI's taxonomy places the organism in Eukaryota, Metazoa, Chordata, Chondrichthyes, Myliobatiformes, Dasyatidae. Gene Ontology annotation, molecular function: DNA binding; structural constituent of chromatin; protein heterodimerization activity. Gene Ontology annotation, biological process: nucleosome assembly. Bases 16 to 327 code for a protein of 103 amino acids. The transcript has a single exon. Gene Ontology annotation, cellular component: nucleosome. The record is from RefSeq and is a predicted model, not a curated record.
GAGUGAAGCGGCAUUAUGUCUGGCAGAGGGAAAGGAGGCAAAGGACUGGGCAAAGGCGGAGCCAAGCGGCACCGUAAAGUGCUCCGUGAUAACAUCCAGGGCAUCACCAAACCGGCCAUCCGCCGUCUGGCUCGGCGUGGCGGCGUCAAGCGGAUCUCGGGUCUGAUCUACGAGGAGACCCGCGGGGUGCUGAAGGUUUUCCUGGAGAAUGUGAUCCGGGAUGCGGUCACCUACACCGAGCACGCCAAGCGCAAGACGGUCACUGCCAUGGAUGUGGUGUACGCUCUGAAACGCCAGGGCCGCACUCUCUAUGGCUUCGGCGGUUGAACAAACCUUCCUUCUUCCAAACACAAAACAAAGGCUCUUUUAAGAGCCGCCCACCAACUCACGGAGAGAGCAGUAACAGGGGAGAGCAGAUCGAAGGCCAUUGACCUGAAAUGUUAACUCUUCAAUAUGCGAUUUAAGUUUGAAACAAAAAGUUGAUGAGGUUGUCAGGUAGUCUUUUACAAUUACCCUAAGGGUACUGUCUGAGCGGUAUUGGGUCCCGAAAUAUACAUGUUGCA